AUGGUUAAGAGCAGAAAUUUCGUGUUCGUGCUGGUGUGGCUCUCGCUGUUGAUCAGUGCCGGAAUACAUCUUUUUUCGAAAGGAUUCCUGCUAACCCGCGUCGCUCAGACAAACGUGAGCAGUUGCAUCAGUUACGACCAGUAUCGCUGCGAAAGCGAUGGCAAAAAUGGUUCCACUCAGAAGAGUGAGUGUGUUGGUGCGGAAAAAGUGGCGUCCAUUCUUCGGGACCUCGAUGCCUCCACGGGCAUUUGCUUUCCACCGAAGGCACGAGUGAUUCUGCUGGUAAUCGACGCCCUGCGGUACGAUUUUGGUCUGUACGAUGCUGAGAACACUCGUCCGGCUCCGUACGAAAACAAUCUUCCCAUCAUGUCGGAGCUGCUUCGGAAACAUCCGGAAAACAGCCGCCGGCUGAAGUUCGUCGCCGAUCCGCCGACCACGACCAUGCAGCGACUGAAGGGUAUCACGACCGGCAGUUUACCCACGUUCAUUGACAUCGGCUCGAAUUUUGCAUCACCCGAAAUCAACGAGGAUAACCUGAUCGAUCAGCUGGUGCGAGCCAACCGUACGACCGUGUUCCUCGGCGACAGCACCUGGACCGAUCUGUUCCCGAACCGGUUCACUCGCGAGUAUCCUCAUCCUAGUUUUAACAUUUACGAUCUCGAUACGGUCGAUAGCGCGAUCGAGAAACAGCUGCCUAGAGAGAUGGCCCGGAACGAUUGGGACAUGAUUGUGGCUCACUUUCUCGGUGUAGACCAUUGCGGUCAUCGGUACGGGCCGUCUCAUGAUGAGAUGCGACGAAAGCUGCGCGAGAUGAACGAGGUUAUCCGGAACGUUACCGAACGGAUGGCGGAUGGCACUACGCUGAUCGUGAUCGGUGACCACGGUAUGACGAAAACGGGUGAUCACGGCGGUGAUACGGCGGACGAAGUGGAUGCCCUGUUGUUUGCCUAUUCCAAGGGUAGUCCCUUGCUCACCCGAGGCUACGAUGGGUCUGCCGAUACAAUGCAACAGAUCGACCUUGUGCCGACGCUGGCCACCAUCCUCGGUGUGCCGGUGCCGUACAGCAACUUGGGGCAGAUCAUUUUUCAGCUUGUUCCCGACACGCGGGUCGAUACAUUCCUGCGCUACCAGCUUGCACUGGUGCACCUGUGGCAGAACGCCCGGCAAAUCCAGAAUUACUUCCAGCAGUACGGAGAACCAAACACGUCCGACGGGCCCGUCGACCAGGAACAAGACCCGGAGCUUGAUGAUACGGAAAACAUGUUUCUCAUGCUGACCCAGCGUGUGAACAGCGUGUACACGGAGGCCGCCUUCCAGAGUUUCUCGGGCGAUUUGCGCCACUAUCUGAAGAGCAUCCUGGAGGGCUACCGGCGUGUGUGGGUCAAAUUCGACCCGCAGCUCAUCUCGCACGGACUGUUGGUCACCUUUCUCGGGUGUUUCGCAAUGGUUAUCCUUAUCGUAAACUCCACCCCGCACCAAUUGGCCGGAAUGUUCUCCGAGGGCACGAUUUCAUACUCAUUUCUGCUCGUAUUCUUCGCCGCUCAGACGGGAUACGCUUUUCACGAUUUUUUGGGGCUUAGUUCCCCGCAACACGGUGUCAUCUUGGUCGGAGCAAUUGCAAGCGUCGGCCUGCUCGCUCUUUUGGCCAUGCGCCACUGGGUGACGAUCUCGGAAAACAUGGCCGCCUGGAAACGGUCAGCCAAUGUGCUAACGCGCGUUUCGUUCGUCUUCACUACGUGUGUGUUCUUCGCAAACAGUUUUAUCGUGCAGGAGCAAAAGAUACUGUCCUACGUGCUGAUGGGAUUCUUUUUAAUGGCGCUCUACAAACUGCAUCAUUUGGGUGGCCGUUUCGCAUUGCCCCGGCUUCGGUGGGCCGCGGUACGAAAGUCUAUGCUGGUGAAGCUGGUCCUUCUUACGCUUUUCGCGCUGGCUUUGAUACGCCUGUCUGGAGGCUACUUCCGGUGCCGCGAGGAGCAAGCAAACUGCACCGAUCACCUGGUGAAGGCACCUACGGUGACAUCGAUGGCCGAGAGCCAACGGAGACGCAGCUCAGACACCGGAAUGGACAUUGUGCCUUGCGUGGCGCUCGUGCUGUACAUCGUAUGUACGCGGCUUUACCUGCGAGCCUGUGGAAAUCUCACCGGCAUGGGUGUACAUGUGCUGCUCGCUAGGUAUGGUCCCACCGUGGCCGUCGUUUGCACGUGUGCCCACUUCACCGUCUCGAAAACUAGCGCCCAAGGUGGCAUCCCGCAGUUGCACGUCGAUGCACUCGCGUGGGUCGUUUACGGACUGCUGCUGGUGCAGUUGAUCGUGCUGUUCGUUUCACCGUUGCUACUUUACGUGCUGCCCAAACGUACCAGCGCCAUGAACGGUAACAUGGCCCCGGAGAUUUAUCGCCAGCUGAAGGAGAGCUACGGUGGUCGCACGACUGCUGCCGGUAGUGACAUCCCGAUCGUAUGUGGACUCGGCACCGUGUAUUCGUCCGUCUUUGUCUCGGUCGGAGCCAUUCUGAGUGUGGUGCUCGCACUGUUACUUGGCUCUCACGGCACGGCAGGGCUAAUGAUCGUGAAUGGUGUGGCCAUUGCGUACGGCAUCAUCGCUUCCAUCCUGCAGUACGAGCAGGCGUCAACUAACCUGGCCAGCUGCAUCCAGCCGUCUUUCCCGACAUUGCUCACCUGGGUCAUUCUGCAGCAGUAUGGAUUCUUCGCGACUGCACACCAACCCACGCUGUCACAGAUCGACUGGAAUGCCGCUUUCGUCGGGCGAACGUAUCACUUCGAUGGAAGCAACCUGCUGUCCGGGUUGCUUGUGCUACUCAACACCUUCUCCGCUACGUUCCUGCUAUCGGUGCUGUUUCCACUGCUCGUUUUCGUACCCUUCUGUGUGUACACCAUGUGGCCAUCGUUAGCUGAGCGGCCAAUUAUCAACAACGUAAAAACGCCCGUGGUUGGGCCCGGUUCCUCACAACCUCCAAGUCGUGGCGGUCGAUCGGAACCAGCUGCAACCACGCAGCGUAAAGUAACUUCCGACGGUGGCAGCGUGGAGUAUCGCAGUGUGACCGUUAGCAAGGCGGAAGACUCAACCGAGGAUUCUGCAGUGGUAUCCGAUUUCGAGAUAACCAAGGGCGAGCUUAAUCUGUACGAGAACGAAAAGCUUUUCAUUGGGACCGUGUUCAAGACCGCCUGCCAGCUGAUACUGCUGCAAUCACUGAGGAUAUUCUGUGCCAUGUUUGCCUGCACGCUGCACUGUCGCCAUCUCAUGGUGUGGAAGAUCUUCGCACCGCGAUUCAUCUACGAAGGCAUCACCAGCUACGUUAUGUUCGUUGGAGUGAUUCUGGGUUUCGUGCUGCUGCUACGAGUGCACCGAGCCGUCAGCGUGCUGAUAACGGACAUCAACAAACGCCGAUAAAGAGUACGUCGAUGCACAUAAGCACCAGGCCACGACGAACGCACUUGACCCUUGACCCGUCGUCAAGCCACCCCUGACUCGGCGAACCGCAACCAGGUAAGCAACGCGAACGACCAACACCACGAGCACCAGUGGGUGGGAAAAGAAAGGUAUCCUACCCUGGAAAAGAAAAUGGAAAAAAAUAAAUAAAACGAUGUGAAAAAAAAACACCCCACCACAUACCGCGCAGGGGAAAAGAAUUUCGCGAACAAAACCGCGCGGCUGACUUCCUCCUGCCGUGGCAGAAAGGGCUGCCGCAGGAAGGGCAAGGAAAUAAAUAAAUAAAAAUGCCGCUUGGGCCGCGGGCAGGCACAGGGAAUUGGCUCCUCAAAAGGAGGAAGGCCACGGUUCGGCUGGCCGACCGACCACUGCUGGGGGCCGGUUAGAGAACGGAGAGUCAAUAAAAAGUAGCACAAUAAAUCUUCGUUUUGGCCUCGCGAUGGGGCCUCCAACUCUCGCUGGAGGUUGUGCGGUGAAUUUAUUCGGUGUGCUUCUCUUAGUAAUCGUUUCUUUUUCGCCUGCUUCACUCUGCACCUCCAAGGGCAAAUAAAACACCACCCCCGUGUUAUCGUCGGUGCCAGGUUCGAGCCCCCCCGCUGGAACCGGUGCCAAGCAGAAGCCCAACCGUGCGCCGGUUUUCGUAUCCAAAAUGAAUAAAUAUCGCUUAUG
Molecule: messenger RNA, 4116 nt
Organism: Anopheles nili
Lineage: Eukaryota; Metazoa; Arthropoda; Insecta; Diptera; Culicidae
Gene: PIG-O
Product: GPI ethanolamine phosphate transferase 3
Exons: 4
Coding region: 1-3408 (1135 amino acids)
Biological process (GO): GPI anchor biosynthetic process
Cellular component (GO): endoplasmic reticulum membrane
Molecular function (GO): mannose-ethanolamine phosphotransferase activity
Source: RefSeq, a predicted model, not a curated record